Messenger RNA from Ziziphus jujuba (common jujube), 450 nucleotides. RefSeq lists its product as uncharacterized. The record is from RefSeq and is a predicted model, not a curated record. Lineage: Eukaryota; Viridiplantae; Streptophyta; Magnoliopsida; Rosales; Rhamnaceae. The coding region runs from base 1 to 450 and encodes 149 amino acids. The transcript has 2 exons.
AUGGAAGCUGGAGGUAGCAGUAACGAUUAUAAGGGGGGUGAAUCUAAGCGUACAUGGAGUAGAGGUGAGGAAGAAGCUUUGUUGGUUCUUUUAGAUGAAGCUGUAGCUAGUGGGCAAUAUUGUGACACGGGAGCAUUUAAACCUGGUACACUUAAUAUAAUUGAGCGGCAACUGGCUGAAAUAUGUUCUAACUCAGGAUUGCGAGCAACUCCAUAUAUUGAAUCGAAGCUAAAAAAGUGGAAGAAGCAAUAUGGCAUCAUAUACGACAUGCUGAACAAAAGUGGAUUUGGAUGGAAUGACACUCUUAAAUGUGUGGAGGUUGACAGUGACGAUGCUUGGAAAGCAUAUAAUAAUCCAAGUGCAAAAAGUUGGAGAGAUAAACAUUUUCUGAUAUAUGAGAGGCUUGCUAAUAUUUUUGGAAAGGAUCGGGCAACAGGACAUGAAGCAUAA